UCUUGUAAACAUACAACACGCAUGUUUUUGACGUUUUGUUAUGAUUAAGUUGUAAAAAAUAUUUAAUUAACGUACUUAGUAAUCAAUUGCAAGAAAAUGUUUUAUUUAAUAGGAUUAGGUUUAGGAGACGCUAAAGAUAUAACUGUAAGAGGCUUAGAAAUAAUUAAAAAGUGUGAUAAAGUUUUACUUGAAGGUUAUACUUCGAUACUUACUGUUGGCAAGGAAGCUUUGGAAGAAUAUUAUGGAAGACCCUUAAUACUAGCAGAUCGAGAACUGUGUGAGAGCAAUAUAGAUGAGACAUUGAAAGAAGCAAAAUUAAAAGACAUAGCACUGUUAGUUGUUGGAGAUCCACUGGGAGCUACAACACACACUGAUAUGCUUCUCCGGGCUAAGCAAUUUGGUGUUGAAUCACAGAUUAUACAUAAUGCAUCUAUAAUGAAUGCUGUGAGCUGCUGUGGUUUGCAACUGUACAGCUUUGGUGAAACAAUAUCUAUACCAUUCUGGACUGAUAGCUGGAAACCAGAUAGUUUCUUUGAGAAAAUAUUAGAGAAUUACUCCAGAAAUUUGCACACCUUAUGUCUACUAGAUAUUAAAGUAAAGGAGCCAACUGAAGAAUCAUUAACAAAAAAAGUUCGACAGUACAUGGACCCGAAAUUUAUGACUGUCAGAGAUGCUGCAAAACAACUUGUGCAAAUAGUUGAUAAUAAACCAGAAACAGGUAUAACAAGGGAAAGUUUGGCUGUUGGUUUGUCACGAGUUGGCGCUCCUGAUCAGCGUAUUGCUGUAAUGAGCUUAGAGAAGAUGUUGCAUUUAGAUCUUGGACCACCAUUGCAUAGUCUUGUUAUACCAGCUUCCAAGUUACAUCCAUUGGAACUUGAUUAUUUGGAACAAUUCAGAUAAAUAUUAUGGAAUAUUCAGCCUUUUGAUAUUGAAAGUUAUGUUUACAUUCUUUUUUUAUUAAAUAUUUAUAAAUUGUUAAAACAUUCAAUCAACAAUAAACAUUCAAUAACA
Papilio polytes (common Mormon) is the source of this 1011-nucleotide messenger RNA. RefSeq names its product diphthine methyl ester synthase (gene Dph5). Bases 97 to 900 code for a protein of 267 amino acids. Gene Ontology annotation, biological process: protein histidyl modification to diphthamide. Gene Ontology annotation, molecular function: diphthine synthase activity. NCBI's taxonomy places the organism in Eukaryota, Metazoa, Arthropoda, Insecta, Lepidoptera, Papilionidae. The transcript has 5 exons. The record is from RefSeq and is a predicted model, not a curated record.